UUUUCUAUCCUCCCACAUCCAAAUAUACUAUCCAUUCUUGUAAGCAACAAAAAAAAAUCCAAAAUAAUGUAUUCCAUAGCCAAAUUUUCUAAUCAUAAAGACACAACCAUGAACACCACAAAAAGAUACAAUGAGAUAUCUCAUUUUAGCCAUCAAAAACAUAAACUAACAUUUCAACACUCCGAGUUUCCAUUCAAAUGUGAUGGCUGCAAAGAAAUUGGCAUAGGUUCGCGUUACAGCUGCAACAUUUGUGACUAUGAUCUUCACAUGCAUUGUUCUAUUCCAUCCCCUUCUCUUUUCCACCCUUUCUACCCAAAAUGUUGCUUCCAAUUCCUCUCAAAGCCACCGGGAGACAUACCUCGUUAUUGUAACGCUUGCGAAAAGAGUGUCACCGGUUUUGUCUACCACUGCUUUUCAUGUGGUUUUGAUCUUCACCCUUGUUGUGCAAAGCUUCCAAUGAUACUUGAUGAUCAUGGUGAGGUGAAGUUGUAUCUAUAUCGGAAAGUGAGUUCGUCGUGUCAACGUUGUGGACAAAAAGGACGAAGCUGGAGUUAUAGAUCAUCAUGUAAGAAGUAUAACUUGCAUGUGGCAUGUGUGAGGGAGAUGAUUGUGGAGAGCUGGCAUCAGAUGUAUGUCGGACGAAGUAAUGGAAGAACAACAACAAUGUCAACAAUGGUUGAGACAGGGGUUCCUAUGAGUUUGAAGAAUAAUCUGCAUACUGUGCAUAAUGGAGGUAGAAAAAGCAAAGGGAAGGUGAGGAAGUGUGCUGAGAUGGCUGGAAUGGCUGUACAGAUCGUUGUCUCAGCUGUUUUGGGAGAUCCAACGGUUCUUAUUGCUGGGAUUAUGGGGUCGUUGAUAUCGCGAUCUUGAUCUUGUGGUGGAUGGUAGUUCAUUGUAUUGUAUCAAAUAUCUGCUAUUGUGAAAAAUGUCAGUGGAAUAUUUGUGUAUCAAUUUCAAUGAAUAUAUAUUCAUAUGGAAAUUCUUAUCUUGGAUUUCUUUUGAUAUUGUUUAGGGGUUUUAUGUUUAGAAAUUUUUUGCUUUGAUCAUGACUAUGAGCUUAAUUCAAAUCUUGACAAACUAAUUAACCUGUAAAAUAUAUCUUCCUUUUGA
Molecule: messenger RNA, 1110 nt
Organism: Medicago truncatula (barrel medic)
Lineage: Eukaryota; Viridiplantae; Streptophyta; Magnoliopsida; Fabales; Fabaceae
Exons: 2
Coding region: 67-870 (267 amino acids)
Source: RefSeq, a predicted model, not a curated record